CGGACUCCAGACGGAAAUACAAACUCAUAAGAUAACCCUGUAUUUGUCCGCCACGGACCGAAUCAAAAAUCCUUUCUCUUCCACCGCAUUUAGUCCGCCAGUCCGCCGUAAAUAUUUGUCCAACCGACAUUGAAGCAAAGACAGCUUCGUUUUCUUGUGUCAGGGGCACGGUUUCCAACUAUCCUCGCAGCCCUGUCGUUGUUGAUCGACCGAGUUUUUCCUCGACAACAGCCUACGUCAGUCUCCACGCCAUUAUCACCUCACCUCCUGUCCUGGGAGUCGGUACUGCGCCACUAUGCCUCCUCAGAUCAAGCAAGACCUAAAUCGCUCAGGCUGGGAAAGCACGGAUUUCCCCUCAGUCUGUGAGAGCUGCCUUCCAGACAACCCUUACGUUCAAAUGCUAAAGGAAGAUUAUGGCGCUGAGUGUAAGAUAUGUACUCGUCCUUUCACCAUUUUCCGAUGGAAGGCGGACCGGACAGCUCGUCAGAAGCGAACAAAUAUCUGUCUCACUUGCGCACGAUUGAAGAACUGCUGUCAGUGCUGCAUGCUCGAUCUGUCUUUUGGAUUACCCAUCGUCGUUCGGGAUGCCGCCUUAAAAAUGGUGGCGCCUGGGCCGGAGAGCACCAUCAACCGAGAAUACUAUGCGCAAGAACACGAGCGCGAGAUUGAAGAAGGUCGCGGCGGCGUGGAGCAAUACGAGAAGACAGAUGAAAAAGCAAGGGAGCUUCUCAGGAGGCUCGCCAAUAGUGAGCCCUAUUACAAGAAACAGCGAAGGUUAGAAAACGACAGUCCAGCUGGUGGUCAGCUGGCAAUCGAGGAUGCCAAACCCCAUACACCAGGGCCUAUUCGAACGCGGGAUGGAGCCGGCAGAGGUGGUGCUCGAGGUGGGCGCCCUGCAGGUCGGGGCGGUCGAGGAUUUCCGAGCACAGCACAGCUUCCCCCAGGGCCAAAAGAUAUCCUGCCUCCGGCUGAUCCCAAUAUCACAUCGCUAUUCGUGACUGGAGUUGAGGAUGAUCUCCCAGAACAUGCCGUUCGGGCCCAUUUUAGUCAAUAUGGAUCCCUACGAUCACUCGUCUGCUCUCAUCGAUCACAUUGCGCAUUCAUAAACUAUUCGACGCGUCAAGGUGCUGAAGCGGCAGCAGAAGCCUGCCAGGGAAGAGCCGUCAUCAUGGGCUGUCCAUUACGGGUACAGUGGGGUCGACCCCGGCCGUUGGAUACCAUGGACCGACAGGAAAGAAUAGAACUGGGCAGAGAGGGGCGUGCCGCGGCGGCUGCUUCAGCUCGUCCACUCAAUAGAACAGCAAACGCUAGAGGAUCGGGAGAUCCAUCACAAGAAAGUGCCGACAGCCUUAGUGCUGUUGCCCCUCCACCAGGCAAAGAGGAUGUGCAGUAUGCUAGUCUUGCAGGUAAUUGAUUGGCGUUCUAAAGGAUUAUUUUGGAUUGAUAGCAAAAAUAUGUACUGUACGGAGUAUAUGAACAUAGUAAUCAUGACCGAAUGUCCCGCUUGUGAGAAAGAAGAUCUAUAUGAAAUUUGUCUGUCGCUUCCAUCGAGUUGUCAGAUACUAUAGUGAUGAGCAGCAUUGUCCUGGUUUAAGGAGUCCGGAAUCCGAAAUCUUGACACUAUCAUUAUCGCCUCGCUC
Molecule: messenger RNA, 1640 nt
Organism: Xylona heveae TC161
Lineage: Eukaryota; Fungi; Ascomycota; Xylonomycetes; Xylonales; Xylonaceae
Product: pre-mRNA splicing factor slt-11
Exons: 3
Coding region: 296-1414 (372 amino acids)
Cellular component (GO): U2-type catalytic step 2 spliceosome; Prp19 complex; U2-type catalytic step 1 spliceosome
Molecular function (GO): U6 snRNA binding; pre-mRNA binding
Source: RefSeq, a predicted model, not a curated record